Messenger RNA from Etheostoma spectabile (orangethroat darter), 423 nucleotides. RefSeq names its product voltage-dependent L-type calcium channel subunit alpha-1F. The annotation marks the transcript as partial. The record is from RefSeq and is a predicted model, not a curated record. The transcript is spliced from 4 exons. Lineage: Eukaryota; Metazoa; Chordata; Actinopteri; Perciformes; Percidae.
CAGCCGUUCGGCAGCUACGAGUCUCGCCGCUCGUCCUCCGCCGCCUCCUCGGCGUCCUGGGCCAACCCGUGUCCUCGCCGCGGCCGCCUCCUCUACGCUCCGCUCAUCCUGGUGGAGGAGGAGGGCAGCCCCCCCUGGGGGGGAGGGGGGGGAGGGGGCGAGGGGAAGAAGGGAGGAGUAGGAAGAGGUGUCAAUGUGACGGGUGCAGCACCCAGAGCGGCGUGGUACGGUGGCCCAGCAGGGACAUCAGCUCCGCCCCCUCCGUACCGAGCGUACACCACCCUCAGAGUGCCCUCCCAGCUCGGCGCCCAGCUCAGCGACAAGCGAGGAUCAGCCGACAGCCUGGUGGAGGCGGAAGUCAGACACAUUCAGGACAAAGCCAGGACACAUGUCCCUCACCGCCUCCACCAGGCUGUCGGAUGA